Molecule: messenger RNA, 2073 nt
Organism: Diaporthe amygdali
Lineage: Eukaryota; Fungi; Ascomycota; Sordariomycetes; Diaporthales; Diaporthaceae
Exons: 6
Source: RefSeq, a predicted model, not a curated record
UUGAAGACACCAACCAUUCCCCCGGCUCAUAUCUCGCCAUGGCUGGGGGCAGACCAGCAAGACCUCGAGGAAGGCCACCAGGAAGGGUGGGCGCAAGGCAGACUGGAAGCUCAACUGGGAAUUCGCGAGGCUCUGGGCGUCAUCGCGGUCCUGGCCGCCCUCCUGGUCGUCCGCGAAGAGGUUCCGACUCGACCGUCGAAUCCAGGUCCCGGUAGCAAGAUGACCGUUGCCAACGUUUGCAACGUUAAUCUGGAGGGUCCCUGCAUCGUCCGUGGGAAGGUCGAGGUCGAGGACGAGCACAGGCUUCUUUUGCGCAAUCCUUCCCAAAAUACUGCCUACAUCGAAAUUCCUGUGUGCGAGGGCUAUUCUAUUGGAUAUGGCCCGUGGCCUGCGGUCUGGGCGUCGGGAAAGGCUGGUUGGUAUGAGAUCAAUCCAGCGCGGAUGUACAAAGAAAUGUACGAACACAUGUGUGAGGGCAUCACGCUCUACUACAAAAUCAUAGACGCAUAUGAUUCUCUGGAACGGAACUUUGUCAAGGCCAAAAGAUACAAAGCGUUACAGACGCCGAUCGAAAAGGUGCUCUUUAAGUACUCGGUCGCAAUCGGAGACGGCGCCACUCAUGACGAAGUUGAAAGUCGAUGUCAAAAGCACGCACCCUUCCUUCUGGCUCAUUUCGACCAAGAGAACGAUUUCAAAUGGAAGACGACAACCUUCCGGAAGUGGUUGACGGAAGAGAAUGAGAGCCUUGUUCAGAAGCUGGACGAAGCUAAGAAAAAAGGUCCUGCUGCGCCUGCGCCUGCGCCCGCAGAGCCGCCAGCAGCCGAUCCCGCAGAUUUGAAAGAGGAGUCAAACGAUAGCGCACAUGAUUCGCCGCAGCGCCAGUCUGUGGUGACUGACCGGACUAGGAGAAGCAAGUCUCGCGCGAGCAGACAAAGCGCAGAAGAGGACAUAGGGAUGGAGGAUGUUCAACCAGCUCCACCGCGUCGGUCCGAAACCUAUAUUCCUCCACCUGUUAUACCUUCCUGGCGGUCUGCUCAGUCAUCGGUGCCCUCUGGCCCAACCCCUGGGGAUCAAAGCUCGCCUGCUCCGACCCAACCUCAGGACCCUGUCAAGUUCCUUCUGGAGAUACUGGAAGAGAUCUUAGAGGCACAUGGGGGUGAUCCGCAGACCAUCCGGGAUGGCAAACUUCACACCGACAUGUAUAUGAGGUGCACCAUCAAGCAGUACAGCGCAGCAAGGGAAAUUACACACUUUUAUUCUAGGCCCCUUCUCGAGCAGUUGCCACAGAAAUGGAACUCAAGUCCUUUCUGGGGUUGGCUGACAAGUGUUGUCGACCAGCCCUGGGAGCCCAAGCUCCUCACUAAGGACCAAAUUCCAGACCAGUGUAAAAGACGCAAACGAAAGGACAAGUCCGUUUCAAAGGGCAAGGAGGCCAAGGAACCCGAGAUUGUUCCUCGAGGAGCUGGCAAGCGAUGGCCACCGACGCCCCGGCCCGCAGUUUUAAGACCCGGGACUGGUGCUAAAAGACCUGCAACUUACCAUAGCGACGACGACGAUGAAAGAGCCCGUAAAGCGGCACGGACAUCACAGGACCUAGAAGAGGAAAAUGAGGAGGACUCAGACUCGGACUCGGACUCAGACUUGGACUCGGACGCUGAUGACACCGGUGAAGCUGCCGAUGUUGCAAUGGGUUCAGAUGCAGCGCUCGCUACACCAACACCGGCUCCUCCUAUGGAGAUAGCUCGUCUCGUUGUCCGCCACGAGAAAAUACCUAGCAUGUCACCCAGCGGCCCUAAUGGAACCUGGAGGUGUGAGGAGGAUGGCUGCAAUUACAUCGUCCGCUCGGCCGAGGAACCGGAGGGCAAGGAUCUUAUUGCGAAGCACUUCCAGUACCACAUGGCUCAAGUCGAGAAGAUGAACCUCGCACUCUCAGAGGGAACUCGUGGUCACAUGCCUAUCAAUCAUCUCCUCGAAAAAAUACGCAAAAAGGGGGAAGAGGCAAACAAGAAGGAGCAGAGACAUGUUGAUGGGAUUUCUGCCCCACAGCCCAUCAAAAGAAAGCUGAUCGUCUAG